AGAGAGAGAGCACACAAUGUGUGAAAGAGAGAAAGAGGAAUAGAGACAGGGCACGCAAUGUGAAAGAGAGAAAGAGGAAUAGAGACGGGGCACGCAAUGAGAGAGAGAGAGAGAGAGAGAGAGAGAGCGCGCAAUGUGUGAAAGAGAGAAAGAGAGAGAGAGAUGCGGCACAAUGGGUGGGAGAAUGUUGAGUGAAUUACACUUAAUCUGAACACCCUAUUGAAAAGAAAAAUGAUAAGAUUCGUUCUCUGGAUAUUACUCUUUCUCAAAAGUGAUCUGAUUGAUGCUGUAAAUGUGACGGAAAAAGAGGGAAUGAAAGUAACUUUACCGACUGGACUUACUGAACUACCUAGUGGCAUAGUUAUAUCAUGGUCUUUCAGUCUGAGUCAUUCAUAUUCAUUUGAUAACAUAGCUCUGCUGAAUGCAGGUGUGAUUAAAACAGACUACAGUAGGAAGUUCAAAGACAGACUGAAGCUGGAUACUCAGACUGGAUCUCUCACCAUCAGAAACCUCACCAUCAACGACUCUGGACUUUAUAAAAUAGUAAUCAUCAAUACACAGACUUCAUCUGAGAUUGCAAAUCUAACUGUCUAUGCCUCAGUGUCUGCUCCUCACAUCAGUCCCUCAGUGGACAGUCCAUUUGAAAAAGUGAGCUGUUCAUUGGUGUGCACUGUGAAGAACGGGAGAGAGGUGAUCUUGUCGUGGUGCAGAGGAGAGGAGAUAUUCAACCAGACCAGCAGCCCUGAUCUUCUCGCCAAUCUCUCUCUCCCUCUGGAGUUAAACAAAAUAAACAUUGACACCUACAGCUGUGAGGCUUCCAACCCUGCUGACUCAAAACCAACUCCACUCAACAUUGAAAUUCUCUGCCCUCAAUUGUCCUCAUGCUCUGCCCUCACAGAGUCUGGUCCCAAUCCUGUCGCAAUCGGUCUGGUCACAUUGUUAGCAGUUGGGAUAAUAAGUGGUGGUAUAUUCUGGGCAGUUAAAAUAAGAACAUGUGGAGCCAGCAUGCAAAGAGAAGAAGACCAACAUUAUGCUGAUGUGAACUUUCAUAGAUUGGUUGGGGAUAUACCGGUAUCUGGCACAGGAGGAGUCUGUUCACCAGAGGAGUCUGUUUUGUACACAGAUGUCAGAAUCUUACCUUCUGUUCAGACAAGACUGGAUUCAAUCACUCCUCUCUCAAAGCUGUGACCUUGGAGUGGUUUAGAGGCUUGUGUGUCUCAAUGACCCUGAGAGCUAUGCCGGAGGGGGCUUGGGCCCCUGGUAGACUUAGCCAUGUUGGAUUGGUCUCCGGUGAGGGGCCAGUCCAACGACAGCAUUGGUCCUACAUGUUUCACGUUGGCAUGGUGCUAUAGGUAGGCAACCAUACCAGUCUGACAGUGUUAAAUAUUUUGUAUGUCUUUACUGUCAUUUUUAAUGUGUAUUUUUCACAGUGUUGUAUUUUACUUUGCAAGAAAUGUGCUUGAUAAUUUAAUUGUUGAUAAAGUCCAAACAAUUGUCAACCACAAUGUUGACCUGGUGCUCCAGCAGGGCAAUUACAUUUCCCCCAAAAAACACAGAUUUUGUACAGCUCUCACAUUUAUACCUUUCAUUGCCAGUGUUAAACUCAGCAUAAAAGGAAACGUCCUCUCACUGUCAA
Salmo salar (Atlantic salmon) is the source of this 1636-nucleotide messenger RNA. Its product is annotated as cell adhesion molecule CEACAM1. The record is from RefSeq and is a predicted model, not a curated record. NCBI's taxonomy places the organism in Eukaryota, Metazoa, Chordata, Actinopteri, Salmoniformes, Salmonidae.